Molecule: messenger RNA, 8760 nt
Organism: Closterium sp. Naga37s-1
Lineage: Eukaryota; Viridiplantae; Streptophyta; Zygnematophyceae; Desmidiales; Closteriaceae
Source: the annotation of a GenBank genome assembly
AUGCGGAAGAAGGCGGACCCGCAGAGGGCAGCAGAUACUGAUUGCACAGUUGUCGCGGCGCCGAAAUGGCGGUACGUGCAGUGCAACAUCAAGGGGAUGUUGGCGAAACGGGAAGAACAACGAGCGAACGGGUCGGCAGCGGGGGCGAAGACGAAGCAGACGGCGGGACGGACAGGCCGGGACAACAUGGAAGACGGGAUCUCGGGCGACAGUCGCAAGGCAUCGUCGAGCGACAAGAACCAUAUCACACUGCGCAGCCGGCGCGUGCGCACGUCUGGAAGUAGCGAAAGCAGUGGCCUUUUGGGCGGUCGUCUCUUGGCCGGCAACGAGCCGCCCGUAUCCGCGAUAUUCCCUGUGACAGCUGUCACUCAGAGUGCCGCCUCGGACGUCGAGCAGCCGCAUGGCGCCUCGGCGUGCGACAAACGGCGGCAGUCGGCGGAGGAGGGGCUGAGCGUGUACAAGCGGCGCCGCAUGAGCUCCUUGCCUCCCGCCACGCACCCGCUCGCCUCGCUGCCCACCAAUGCCGUUAGGGUUAGCUCCGCUGCUCCGCCCGGCGGGGAGCAGAGCGCGGGAAGUACGGUAAGCACGGCUGGUGCGGACGCAAAGACGGAGUCGAGCAGCGGAGAGAGGGAAGCCGGCAGUAGAGACGCGCCUUCUGAUUCUGGCUUGUGCGCGCAAGGGCCUCAGGCGCAGGCACAGGCGCAGGGACAGGCAGAGCCCCAGGCAUGCGCACAGGCAUGCGAUGGGCGGCAGGCAAGCGGGGAGUGGAUGGAAGGCGGUGAUCCCGCUGGUCCCGCGGUACUGGAGGUCGAGGUGGCGGGUGAAGUGGCGGUGGCGCUGCACCGCGUUCCCCCGCGCGCACAGCCACCCGCGCGGGUGCUGCACCCGGCGGUGGCCUUUGAGAGCUCUGAAGAGCCAACCGUCCUUCGCCCUGCUGUGUGUGUCGUGGAAGCGGGAGGGGGCGCGGAGGUAGCGGCCGUGGCGGUGCUUGCGGCGAGCCCUGUGGCGGGACAGGCGGGCAGCCCGCACGACUCGAGCCACGAGCGCGCGGACGGGGACUCGCUGGGGUGCGGCUCUGACUGCACCAUCUGCUUCCGCGCGUCAGGGGAAGGGGAGGCAGCGGCGGUGGUGCAGAGGUGUGAGGGGGACGCUGCUGACACACGCGCUGGAGGCGAAGUGGGCGGAGGCAAGGAGAGUGGGGACAAGGUCGCCGAUGGUGGGGACAAGGAGAGCGGUGGCACGGACGGCAGUGCGAAGGACGGGGGUGCGAAGGUCGCGGCUACCAUGCCAGAGCCGAAUGGGGUCAUUCCCCGGGGGCCAGGCUCAUGUGGGCAAGCCUCCACUUCCCUGCCCGCCCUGUCCCCCCUUGCUCCCAUGCCCGACUCCCCUUCCCUUGCCCAUACCGGUUCAGGCGUACCCAAACCCGCGGGCGAGGCUGGCAGCCCGUGCGAAGCGGGCAGCCCUUGGGAAAUACCGGGGGCGGGCGGGCAGCAGAGGAGCGAGGGCAAGGGGGAGGGGGACGAGAAGGGCGGGUUGGAGGGGGGCGUGGGAGGGGUGCAGGCGAGUCAAGGGGUGGUGGCUGAGAAGGCUGAGGGCGUUUGUGGGGAGGUGAUGGAUACGCGCGAGCAGAUGGGUGGGGAGACAGGAGACGGUGGGACCAGAGGAGUCACCACAGAGGACGAGAAGAAGGGUGCAGUGAGGGAAAGCGCUCUCAAAGACUUGGGCUCGGACGAGGUUGACAUGAAAGUGCCUGUAGAGAUAAGGGGUGCUGCGGUGGCGAAGGAAGAAGGAAGCGGCGAUGCUGGGGGGGAUACAGGCAAGGCGAGCGUCGGUAGCAGAGAAAAGAAGGCUGGCAGCAGCGGUGGUGUGAAGAGAGAAGAUGAGGUGACGGUGAAGGCAGAGCGAGCAGGGAGUGAGGGUGGUGGUUUAGCAGAGGGGGAGAGCAGAGCAGCGAGAGGGGGUGGGAGUGAGGGAGGAGGGGCGGCGGCCAUGGUGGUGGAUGAUCCCGACGAGGACGACCUCGCCUGCAGCAAGCGCCGUCUGUUCCCAGAUGCCCCCGCUCUGCCUGCUCCGCCUGCUGCCGCCCCCCGCCCUCCUCUUCCUCCUCUUCCCCACCUUGCCCCUGCAACGACUGUACCUGCAGUGGCAGCAGCGCGGGUGCAGGUGAAGUGCGAGGCGGGUGAGAGCGAGAGUGUGCCUGUGAAACGUAUGGCCGUGACUCAUGCCGCUGCACCUGCCGCUGCCAAGGCUGCUGCCCAUGCACGGCUGGACAAGAAGGGGGAGCAGCAGGUGUACUGGCCGCUGGACGAGAGGUGGUAUGCGGGGCUGGUGUAUGCGUAUGAUGCGCGCACGGGCAAGCACCAGGUGCGGUACGACGAGACGGAGAGCGAGUGGCUGCGCAUGUCAGCCGAACGCAUCAAGCUGCACCUCCCCCGCCACGACCCCCUCCUCGCUCUCUGCCCCACCCCCCCUCCCCCUGCUGCUGCUUCUGCUCCUCCCCCUGCCCCCGCCGCCGCUGCUGCUGCUGCUUGCCCUGCUGCUGAUGCUGCUACGCGGGGAUGGCAGGGGCGGGGGCAGGGCGGGCGCGAGCUGGCGGAGCUGGCAGCGAGCAUGGCGCGCGACAUGGACCCUGCGCGCUCUGCUGUGCUGGCCGCCGCCGCCAUGCUCUCCGCCUCCACCCGCACUGCGCCCAGAGACCACAGGGGCGCGGACCAGGGGGGCGCGCCCAAGGGCAAAGCGGAGGGAACGGGGGCGGGUGCAGGGGCGGGGGCGGGGGCGGGGGCAGGGGCGGGGGCGGGGGCGGGGGCAGGGGCAGGGGGGGCGGGAGGGGCGCUGGAGGAGCUGAAGCUGGGGCGGUUUGGCGCCAAGGAGCUCGUGUGGGCGCGCGUCAAGGGGCACCCAGCAUGGCCGGCCAUGGUGUUGGACCCAACAGUGGCGGAGCGAGUGGGGCUGCGAGCAGUGAGGGAGGGCGGGGCGGGGGAGGUGCUGGUGCACUUCUUUGGCUCCUACGAGUGCAGCAUCGUUGCCGCCUCUGCCGCCUGCCCCUUCCUGCUCGGCCUCGCCAAGGGGCUGCACAACAAGAGCAAGGCCGCCUGCUUCAAAACAGCGCUCCAUGAAGUCGAAAGGUUCCUGCUGGUGGAGGAGCUGCCGGCGAAAAUGGCGUUCCUGCACGGGUCGGGGUCGGACGAGGGCAGCGAGGAGGAGUCGGGCAGCGAUGGGAGCAGUGGGGAGGGCAGCGAGGGGGCGAGCGAGGAGGGCAGUGAGCGGCAGAGUGGAAGUGGGGAGGGCAGCCAGAGCAGUGGCGAGGAGGGGAAGGGGGCAGCAGAGGCGGAGGAGGAGGGGGGGCAUGGGCGCAAGGGGGUGAAGGCGACAGGCAGUGGGGGCAAGAGUGGGGCGGAGGUGGGGGGACGGGCAGCAGUUGGAGGCAAGGUGGUGGAUGAUGUGGGGCAGGCAGGGGCGAGUUCAGGGGGGUGUGGGGAGGCAGAUGGGGAGGGGGAGGGGAAGGGGUUGGAGGCGAGGAGGAGCGGGGGGCAGGCAGUGGGGUCGGAUGCGGUGAUGGGGAGUGACUCAGCCACCACUGCCACGUCCCCGCCCUCCCUGCCCCUGCACAUCGGCUCCCUCACCCUGCUCUCCCUCGGUGCGCCCCUUUUCUCCCCACCCUGCUGGUUUGCUUCCUCUCAGCAGCUUCACCCCACUCCUCCCCAUGCCCCCAUCCCGCCUGCCAUCUCUUCCCCCAUUGCUAUCCAAUCUGCCCUCUCACUGCCUUGGCGAGUGGUGCCGGGAGAGCCUGGGUUCCACACGGCGCAGCACAUCUAUCCUGUCGGCUACAAGGCUGUGCGCCCCUUCCCCUCCGCCCAAGACCCACGAGUGGUGGUGAAUCACGUCAUGGAGAUCCUUCACCAGGCACCACCUCCCGCUCCCCCUCCUCCUCCUCCUCCGCCCCCCACUGCUGCUGCUGCACCUGUGCAAGCAGCAGCACCGUCUAUGCCGUUGGGGGAAGGUGCAUGGCGGCGCCCGCAGCUGCGGCAGACGCCACAGCGCAUGCAGCAGCAGCAGCAGCCCAAAGGGGCCAAGAAGCCGCAGCAGAAGAAGCAGCCGCCUGCCGCCUCUGGGGGUGCUGCUGGAAACACCCUGGUGCCUGGUGGUCCAAUCUUUCGAGUCACCCCGGAAGGCUCUGAUGCGGUGGAGGGACCGUCGCCCGGCGAGUGCUGGCGCAUCAUCCAGAGGCGCGUGGCGGAGGCCAAGCGCCUGCUGCUGCAGCACCUGCACCCGCCCACCACAGGCGCAGGGGGAGGGGCAGGCGGAGGGGCAGGGGCAGUUACGGGGACAGGGACAGGGGGUGGAGGCACAGGGGCAGGGGAAGGGAGGGCGCAGAGGGGCGGGGGGCCGAUGAUGGUGCCGCUGGCGGUGCUGCUGCAGCGAGGGGAGGGCAGCGGUGGGGCAGUGCUGCGUGCUGGGGCAGAGGCAGAGGGGGGCGGUGGUGGCAGGGCAGGCGCGGAGGCACAGGGGGGUGAUGGUAGCCGGGCAGGGGCGGAAGCAGAGGCAGGGGGGGAUGAUGGGGGCGAAGCAGGUGCAAAGGCGGAGGAGCAAGAGAGAUUAGAAGCCGUAACGAGCGGUGGGGCAGGGAGGGAUGGUGGGGGCGGAGGAAGAGAGGGCGCUGUGGGGCAGGGAGGGGCAGAGGCGGAAGCAAUGGAGGUGGAUGGGGGCGGAGGGGACGAGAGGGGGGGCGCAGCAGCAGGCGUGCAAGGGGUCUCGGCCCAGCGGGGGAUGCCUGCAGGGGACCCUCUCCGGUGGGCCUUCCCCCCCGCCUCUGCAGCGCGCCCCCUCGCCGCCUCCCCCUCAUCCGCGCCCCCGCUCACCCCCUCCCCGCUGCGGCCGCCGUGGCAGGCGCUGCCAGCACAAGGCACAGGGGGCGGGGCAGCGCAUGGCAGUGGCAGCCCGCGGUGUGGGGGCGAGUGUGGCGGGGUGAGUGGGGGGUGGGGUGGCAGCGGUGGCAGCUGUGGCAGCGGGGGCAGCAGGGGCAGCGGGCGGUGUGGGGCGUGGCUGCCGUCACACCACGUGCGGUCGGGGGCUCAGAUGUUUGGCCUCACCCACCCGCGCGUGGCGCAGCUCAUUCAGGGUCUGCCCAACGCCAGCCGCUGCCAGCAUUUCACCGCGUGGGUCAACGCCCCUCGCCCCGCGCCUGCUUCCAACACUGCGGACGCCAGCAGGGGCGAGAGGGCGCGGCAGGCCAGUGCGCCGGCGAAGCAGCAGGGGGAGGCGGCGCAGGGGGCACGGGGGGGAGCUGUGGUGGUGAAGGAGUCGCGGCUACCGGCGGGGUUCAAAGCGGUGGAGUACCGGCAGGCGUCCCUCGACCGCUGCGAUGUGUGCUGCCUCUCCGAGGUCAGUGCGUGCGCGGGGGAAGGGGGGGUGCUUCUUCAAGGUCAGCGGGAGUACGAGGACGACCAGCUGCUGCAGUGCGACAGCUGUCGCAUCAUGGUCCACAUGGCGUGCUACGGCGUCAGAGAGCCGCCAGAUGGCGGGCUGUGGCUGUGCGACGUGUGCAGCAAGUACGAGCGCCAGGGCAAGCGUGAUGCCAAGCCCCUCUGCUGCCUCUGCCCCGUGCAAGGGGGAGCCAUGAAGCGGACGGUGCAUGGGCUGUGGGCGCACCUGGCAUGCUCUCUCUGGAUCCCAGGUGCGCUGAACGUGCACUACUCACCACUCACCACUCACCUCUCACCACUCACCACUCACCACUCACCACUCACCACUCACCACUCACCACUCACCACUCACCACUCACCACUCACCACUCACCACUCACCACUCACCUCUCACCACUCACCACUCACCACUCACCACUCACCACUCACCACUCACCACUCACCACUCACCACUCACCACUCACCACUCACCACUCACCACUCACCACUCACCACUCACCUCUCACCACUCACCACUCACCACUCACCACUCACCUCUCACCACUCACCACUCACCACUCACCACUCACCACUCACCACUCACCACUCACCACUCACCACUCACCACUCACCACUCACCACUCACCACUCACCACUCACCACUCACCUCUCACCACUCACCACUCACCACUCACCACUCACCACUCACCACUCACCACUCACCACUCACCACUCACCACUCACCACUCACCACUCACCUCUCACCACUCACCUCUCACCACUCACCUCUCACCACUCACCUCUCACCACUCACCUCUCACCACUCACCUCUCACCUCUCACCACUCACCACUCACCACUCACCACUCACCACUCACCACUCACCUCUCACCACUCACCACUCACCACUCACCUCUCACCACUCACCACUCACCACUCACCUCUCACCACUCACCUCUCACCACUCACCUCUCACCACUCACCUCUCACCACUCACCUCUCACCUCUCACCACUCACCACUCACCUCUCACCACUCACCUCUCACCAUUCAAACCCCUACCCAUAUCAAUGCACCACUCCGUUUCAAUACUCAUCACUUCCCUCCCAAGUCAUCCCAACAGCGCGGUGGCAGCUGCGGUGUUGUGUGUGCCGCAUCCCCCACGGGGCGUGCAUCCAGUGCGCGGCGGGGCAGUGCUACACCGCCUUCCACCCGCUCUGCGCCAAACUCAAGGGCUACCCCAUGCUGGUGAGAGCACGACUCGAGGGCUACCCCAUGCUGGUGAGAGCACGACUCAAGGGCUACCCCAUGCUGGUGAGAGCACGACUCAAGGGCUACCCCAUGCUGGUGAGAGCACGACUCAAGGGCUACCCCAUGCUGGUGAGAGCACGACUCAAGGGCUACCCCAUGCUGGUGAGAGCACGACUCAAGGGCUACCCCAUGCUGGUGAGAGCACGACUCAAGGGCUACCCCAUGCUGGUGAGAGCACGACUCAAGGGCUACCCCAUGCUGGUGAGAGCACGACUCAAGGGCUACCCCAUGCUGGUGAGAGCACGACUCAAGGGCUACCCCAUGCUGGUGAGAGCACGACUCAAGGGCUACCCCAUGCUGGUGAGAGGGAGGGGGCAAGGCUACCUCGUACUGACAUUGGACAUGAGUGAGGAGAGCAUGGAGCGCAGCCGGCUGCACGGCACGGUGGUGGGGUCCGUGGCCAUGAUCUGCUUCUGCCCGCGCCACCGCGCCCGCGCCAAAGCCCUCCACGCCACACCCUCCCUCCCCCCCCACCCCUCCGCGCCCUCCCCCUCCCCCGAACCCACCGCCGCUGCUGCUCCCCCUCGCCCGCCCUCCCCCGCCUCUGCCCCAGCCACAUCUGCUGCUGCUGCUGCUGCUGCUGCCUCCCCCGCUCCCUCCGACCCGCCCCCCAAAGUGCUGCCCAUGGCACAGCUGCUGUGUCACCCCGCCCCCUCGCCCCUCCCUUCCCCCUCCGCCGCCCCUGCUGCUCUGGGCAGUGGGCAGGCUGAGAGGGGGAGAGAGGGGAUGGGAGGGAGCGAGGGCGACAGAGAAGAGGGCGGUGGGGGUAGGGAGGGUGCGAGAGAGAAUGGGAGCGGUGGAGGUGCGAGGGCGGGGAGAGAGGGGAAAGGAGGGGAGAAUGAGGGUGGCAGUGGGAGUGGCAGCGAGAGUGGGUGGAGUGAGAGCAGUGGAAGCGGAGGGGGUAGCAGCGAGGGCGGGUGUGAGAUGGACAGCAGCCGGCGGGAUGCACCGCUCGGUGGCAGGGCGGGUGGAGAGAGAGUGCUGUGUGCUCGAACAGAUCCCUUUGACGCGCGCAUACGGAGGGGGCGCAGGGAGCCGGACGCGGUGGCGGCCUUUUUGGCGAAGCGGUCGUUUCUGGAGAACGUGCCCUUCGCCAUCUGCGGCCGCCGCCAGGAGCAGCGCCGCGUGCACGGCCCCUCCGUGGUGGAGGCAGUGCGAGCGCACAUGCAGCACGCCGCCUCCCACCCCGCCCAGGAGCACGGCGCAGAGGACGGGCACGUGGGCAUGGUGGGGGAGGGGCGCGGCAGGGCAGGGCAGCAGGAGGUGUGCCGUGACGCGGAGGGCGUGAGGGACGUGGGGCCAGGGGGGGGCGUGCAUGUGAGCAGGCUGCGGCGGUUGCUGCACUCGGGGCUGGUGGGCGGGGCAGAGGGGGAGGAGGGGCAGGCGGGCAGCGGGGAGGGCGAGGUGCGGUCGAUGUCGGACCGCUUCCGCCGCAUGAAGUCCACCCAGCAGCAGCGCCUCGCCUUCGGUGCGUGGGGGGCAGGGAUGGUAAUUUGGUGCAUGUGUGCGCGGGCAGGUAGUGGGUGGGCGGGCAGUGAUGAUGGCAAGUCAGCCAUCCACGGGUGGGGUGUGUUCGCCAAGACGCCUCAUCGGGCCGGAGACAUGAUCAUAGAGUACGGGGGCGAGGUGGUGCGGCCAGUGGUGGCGGACUUGAGGGAGAGGCGCUGCUACGACUCACUCGUGGGAGCGGGCACGUACAUGUUUCGGAUCGACAGCAAGCGAGUGGUGGAUGCCACCAAGGCGGGCACCAUAGCGCACCUCAUCAACCACUCCUGCAACCCCAACUGCUACUCGAGGGUGGUGCAGGCGAGUGCGGAGGAGCGCAUAGUCAUCUUUGCCCGCCGGGAUAUCAUGGCCGGCGAGGAGCUCACCUAUGACUACAGGUUUGACUCGCAGGACGAGCAGCUGGCGUGCAACUGUGGCAGCAGCGGGUGCCGUGGCGUGGUGAACAUUCUGCGUGACGACGACGACGAUGCCGAUGGUGACGUGGCCAUGUGGGCCCCUCGCACCGAGCUGCUGCCCUGGCAGCCCCCCACCGCCCCCCUGUGA